CAGACAAUAGUGAGGGCUGAAAACCUAUCACAUCUCUGUUGAGGCACGGGUCGGUAUGUGAAGCAGCAUGGCUGGAGAGGGCGAAAAGAAGCCAGUGCUGGAGAUGGUCCAGGCUGAUGGGGCUGAUGAAGGCUGUGUGACAUUUGUGCUGCAUGAUGAAGACCAUACACUGGGCAACGCCCUCAGAUAUAUGAUCAUGAAGACUGUGGAUGUGGAUUUUUGUGGCUACACCAUCACCCACCCGUCUGAGAGCAAGAUCAACUUUCGCGUUCAGACACGAGGGGGCAUUCCGGCCACAGAGCUGCUGCGGAGAGGCCUGAAUGAGCUCAGCGAUGUUUCUCAGCAUGUUCUCAACACCUUUCAGGCCAGAGUUAAUGAGUUCAAAGAGAGGCAGGAGCAGCCCAUGGAGUGAAGAGUGUCACAUAUGUGAGACUAUGAAGCUGUCAGACAGUUUCUACAAUCAAGCUGGUUUGUCUUUUUUGUACAUGAAUAAGGUGGUAUGAAACAUUCCCCUUGAAAUAGUUUGAUAACGUUACAAACAUUUGUACAGUUUCUGUUUUGUAUUUCAUUUGAAUUGAUGUAUCUGAAAUGUGUAUGAUCAAUGUUCACCAGUUCCAGAUUAUUGGAAUGAUUAGCGAAAUAAAUUUAUGACCUAAAAA
Epinephelus moara (kelp grouper) is the source of this 659-nucleotide messenger RNA. RefSeq names its product RNA polymerase I and III subunit D (gene polr1d). The coding region runs from base 68 to 412 and encodes 114 amino acids. Gene Ontology annotation, molecular function: protein dimerization activity; DNA-directed RNA polymerase activity; DNA binding. Gene Ontology annotation, biological process: DNA-templated transcription. The transcript is spliced from 5 exons. Gene Ontology annotation, cellular component: RNA polymerase I complex; RNA polymerase III complex. The record is from RefSeq and is a predicted model, not a curated record. Lineage: Eukaryota; Metazoa; Chordata; Actinopteri; Perciformes; Serranidae.